CCUUACCCAUCGACCUGAAUAGCUGAUUAUGGGUGUGUGAGGUGAUGGGGUAUUGCUCAUAACCAACCACCACUCACCGCUAGCUCCUCCCUCCCUCUCCUUCCACCUCCUCCUCCUCUUUCCCUUCCGUGUGUGUUCCGGCCAAGAGGGAGAGCGAGAGAGGGGCGCGUGCUCCGGUUGCUAGCUUCAGUUCGAUCCGCGUAGCGCUGCCCCCUCCUCGAUCGAUCGCCCGCCUUUCAGAAUUCACUAUUAUCAUCCGAUCGAUCGACCGGUCGUGCAGAAGAAGCCGGAGAGUCAGGUAGGCUACUGUCCAAGCUAAGAAGAGACACUAGCAGUCACGCUGCCACACUCCGUGACUUGGACUGGCCAGUGUGACCGGCCGGUAGCUCGCUUGCUUCUCGGUCUCUACUAGCUACUAGCAGCAGCAGGUGGUGCUGGUGCCGUGCCAAUCCAAUCAACUCGUCAGCUAGCUGAGAUCGACGCGAUACAUGGCGGCUGCCCACCUGUUCGGACUCGGCGACGCGCAGAUGCAGCCGCCGCUGCCGCAGCAGGCGGCGCCGCCUCCUCCGGCAGCGCAGGCCCCGGCACCCAAGAAGAAGAGGAACCAGCCCGAUCCCGACGCGGAGGUGAUCGCGCUGUCCCCCAAGACGCUGCUGGCGACGAACCGGUUCGUGUGCGAGGUGUGCAACAAGGGGUUCCAGCGGGAGCAGAACCUGCAGCUGCACCGGCGCGGGCACAACCUGCCGUGGAAGCUGAAGCAGAAGAACCCCAAGGAGACGCGGCGGCGGGUGUACCUGUGCCCGGAGCCGACGUGCGUCCACCACAACCCGUCGCGGGCGCUGGGCGACCUCACCGGGAUCAAGAAGCACUACUGCCGGAAGCACGGCGAGAAGAAGUGGAAGUGCGACAAGUGCAACAAGCGUUACGCCGUGCAGUCCGACUGGAAGGCGCACUCCAAGACCUGCGGCACGCGCGAGUACCGCUGCGACUGCGGCACCCUCUUCUCCAGGAGGGACAGCUUCAUCACCCACCGUGCGUUCUGCGACGCGCUGGCGCAGGAGAGUGCACGGGCGCCGCCGAUCGGCGCCGGCAUGUACGGCUCCGGCGGCAUGGCCCUCGGCCUCUCCGGGUUGGCCGCCCCUCAGUUGCAUUCCUUCCAAGACCAAGCCCACUCCUCGGCCACCACCACCAUCAGCGGCAAUCCGGCGGCGCAGUUCGAACACAUCAUGCCGUCCUCGGCCGGCUCCCCAGCGUUCCGCGGCGCGCAACAGGCGUCGUCCACCUCCUCGCCGUUCUACCUCGGCGGCGCCGAGGACGGCCACCAGAGCCAACCGGGACACACCUCGCUGCUCCACGGCAAGCCGGCCUUCCACGGCCUGAUGCAGCUGCCGGAGCAGCACGGCCAGCCGGGGAGCAACGGCCUCCUCAACCUGGGGUUCUUCUCGGGCGCGAGCAGCGGCCAGGACGCGCGCCUCGUUUUCCCGGACCAGUUCAACGCUACCGCGGGAGGGAACGGCCGCGGCGAUGGCGGCGAGCACGGCAACAGCAGCGCCAACACCGAGUCCGCGGCCAUCUUCUCCGGGAACCUAAUGGGCAACCAAAUGGCAGGCGACGGCGGCGGCGGAUUCUCUUCAUCCUUGUACAACUCAACCGAGACCGUGGCGCCGCCGCAGAUGUCGGCGACGGCGCUGUUACAGAAGGCCGCGCAGAUGGGCGCGACGACGAGCGGCGGCGGCGCCGGCGGCAGCGUGAACUCUCUGCUCAGGGGGCUGAGUAGCGGCGGCGCCUUGAACGCGAGACCAGCCGGAGCAGCUGGGUUCAUGGCCGGGGAGAGCUCGUCGUCGAGGAGCACCUCUCAGGCCGAGAACGAGAGCCAGUUCCGGGACCUGAUGAACUCGCUGGCGGCUUCCGGGAGCGGUGGCUUCCCCGGCAUGGACGACGGGAAGCUGAGCACGAGAGACUUCCUUGGCGUCGGCGGCGGCGUCGUGCGGAGCAUGGGCGGCGCGGCGGGGCUUCCGCUGCGUCACGGCGCCGCGGGCAUUGGCAUGGGCUCAUUGGACCCAGAAAUGAAGUAGUAGGAGAUCGAAUGGAAAGCAACCAAGGCAAGGCAUGCAUUGAUCAUUGGAGCCAUGGACAAGCAUCUUCGACUGAUCUUGCAUGCAAGGUAAGCAUAUAGCAGCAGCCUAGCUACUGACUAGGGUUCAUGGAGUUGCAUUGGUUGGUGAAUGGUGAUGAAGAUGAUGAGGCCAUCAACCAUCAUCAUCCUCUGUGCCAUGGUGCUGCAUGGUGAAUAUAAAGGUGAUUUGCAUGAUCCAUGUUGCACUGUGUUGUUUAAUGGUGAUGGGAUAUGUAUUGUAGGGCAGUGUAGCUUCUGGAGAACAUGAAAUUCGACCAAAAAAUACUAGCAGAAAGGCCGGACCAUUUACAUUCGUUAAAUGUCGUUAAAUAUCGGUGUCUAAUUAGUUAAUUUUGGCUCAUGCUACAUAAUAUUGGUCUCAGGUUGAAGCAGUGAAUUUUCUUCUGGCCAGUAAUGUCUGGCCCGGGUAUAUCUCUGGGCAGGGAUUUCGUACUGAUGGUACUAUUUAAUUUUAAUUUGGGUAA
Messenger RNA from Panicum hallii, 2601 nucleotides. Its product is annotated as protein indeterminate-domain 5, chloroplastic-like. The coding region runs from base 489 to 2075 and encodes 528 amino acids. The transcript is spliced from 4 exons. Gene Ontology annotation, cellular component: nucleus. The record is from RefSeq and is a predicted model, not a curated record. NCBI's taxonomy places the organism in Eukaryota, Viridiplantae, Streptophyta, Magnoliopsida, Poales, Poaceae. Gene Ontology annotation, molecular function: DNA-binding transcription factor activity.